AUGAGCGUUGCCCUCCAUGAUCUCCCCAACGAGGUCAUAUUCAAAGUGUUUGAGAACAUGUCUGUUGACGAGUGCAUCGAUAUAGCCCAGACUCCUGGCCUCAAUCCUCAGGCAAAAGCAGUGGCCGAGGCUCGAGUCUACCGUGGCCCCCAGCUCAUCACCAACCAACGAAGUCAGCAUCGAGGCCAUCACAAACUCGUGCUUAGCUUAACUGAGUUCUUCGACUUGAUCAAAAGCAGCCCUCAUUACCGCCACCUGGUGCCGCAACUGCUUGAAGUGAGAAUAGUCCGAACCGGCCCCGGGUACGUUGAGUUCGUCCGAGAAAUGAGAUUGUUGAUGGAAGCGAUCGCCUGUCCGCCUCUGCUAGAGGCACAGCUGUAUUUCGAAAACACCAUAUCUCAGUGGCUGGCGGUGAUCGAUGCUCGACUCAUGCUCAUGGAGAACCCCACCGUGGUGUCGACAGUGAUCCUCCUGUUUGUCAUAUGUGCUAUGCAAAACCCUAGUUUCCGAGAUAAGCUUGUGCUGCUAGCGCUCCGUGACUGUGAGAUCGGUACCAUGUACGUAGAGCAGUGGCUCCGCAUCUUCCUUCAGUUCUCUCGCCUCCAUACGCUAGACUUGACUGGUGUUUUACUUCGAGGCAGUGAUGCCUGCCAUCUCCGGGUACCGCCUACAUUACGUCGUCUUGUGCUUAAUGGCAACCCGUUGUGUGAGAUAGAGGACGAGUGGGUGGAACACUUACCUCCACUGCUAACGACGCUAGAAUUGAGAAGUUGCUGGCUCGGUAACUUCCAAUUGCAAUACCCCCUUACAAAGUACUUGCCUAAACUCCGGGUGCUUAACUUACAAGAUAACCCGCUCUUGACAUUUUUGGACGUCCACACAUUCAGACGUGCCCACCACCUUACUGUAUACCUUUCGGGCACUCAACUAGUGGAAUACAACCGACACCAGGUCACCGAGGCCGUACCUGGCAUCACCCUCGUAAUGAAACGUUACUCCAUAUCGUAA
Diutina rugosa is the source of this 1008-nucleotide messenger RNA. RefSeq lists its product as uncharacterized. The transcript has a single exon. NCBI's taxonomy places the organism in Eukaryota, Fungi, Ascomycota, Pichiomycetes, Serinales, Debaryomycetaceae. The coding region runs from base 1 to 1008 and encodes 335 amino acids. The record is from RefSeq and is a predicted model, not a curated record.